UUUUAUUUUGCGUCGUUUUUGGUGCACACAGCGCUUUCGUAUUUUUGUUUUCCUCGUGUUGUUUUUUAAUUGUCCUUGAUAAAUGUAACGCUGCCACUUAUUUCCACACAUUCAGUACGUUGGCUUAUUAAUUUAGAGCACUAGCCUACUACUCCUGCUACUGCUGCACACGCGCAUAGAUACCUUCAAGUAUUUCUCAAGGAUUUCUAGGACAACAACAACGAAGACUAACAGAGCUGCCCCAAAAUGUCUGUGGCAGGCUUCAGACAGAGCCUCUUGCUCUGGAGUGUUGACUACUGGAAUCUGGAAGCUGUUAUGGCGGACAAUGUGUUCAAGUCGCACGAUAUUGGGUUACGCGCUCAAAAGAAAAUACUCUCACGCAUGGCAACAAAAAAUAUAGCGAAGACCUUUAUUGACGGCACAACGGCUUCAUUGUUGGAUAAUCUCUAUAAGCUUUGCAAGCUGCAUACAGGCAAUAAAGCGCGCGCCGAGAAGCUUGUUAAAAACAUAAUCAAAAUAGUUAUUAAAAUUGGUGUUCUGCAUCGAAAUAAUCAAUUUAAUCAGGAGGAGCUGCAAAAUGCCGAGAACUUUAAGCGAAAAUUUCAAAACACACAACUGUCUAUUAUAUCGUUCUAUGAGGUGGACUUCACCUUCGAUUUGGCAUACUUACAAAAGUCGAUAAAGGAGUCGCAAGUGGCGCUUAAGUCCAUAGUUCAGUUACAUUUAACAGACAAAUCCAUUGGCCGCAUUGAUGAGGUAUUUGAUUUCUUCGCCGACGCGGCUCUAUUGGAACUGGCAUUCAAAACGGAUUCACCAUAUCGUGAGGUAAUGGGCAAAAUUGUAGCAGAUAUUAACACAGCCAUGGAAACGGGUGAUAUUUGAGUUGGAUGUGCAGAAGUCGGGCUGCAUUUGCUUUAGAAAGAAGGGGCUAUUAUCAGACCAAAAAGAAAAGGAAACAACAACCAGAUACUAAUAGUUAAUUUAAAAGAGCCUUCUAAGUCCACCAAAUAGCAAGUAAAACACACAAGAAAAAAAAGACAAACACGCAUCGAAAAGCAAA
Drosophila arizonae is the source of this 1060-nucleotide messenger RNA. It is a transcript of the gene sigmar, whose product is annotated as Tumor necrosis factor alpha-induced protein 8-like protein sigmar. Lineage: Eukaryota; Metazoa; Arthropoda; Insecta; Diptera; Drosophilidae. The record is from RefSeq and is a predicted model, not a curated record. Gene Ontology annotation, cellular component: cytoplasm. Gene Ontology annotation, biological process: regulation of apoptotic process.